GGCGGAGCUGGCCGCCCUGCUCCCGGCUGGCGAGUCCCCCAGUCCCUCGCACUCGCAGGGAGCAGCUCGCCCGAGCAGCAUGGAGAACGGCUCGGCCGGCGGCAGCCUGCCCAGCCCGCAGGACUCCCCCUUCGGCUGCCCCAUCUGCCUGGACACCCUGAAGGACCCGGUCACCAUCCCCUGCGGCCACAACUUCUGUCUGGGCUGCCUGGGGGCGCACAGACACCGCCCGGGGGCCGGGGCGGGCGGCGGGCAGGGCGCCCCCCGCUGCCCGCUGUGUCAGGAGCCCUUCCCGGCCGACCUCCAGCUCCGCAAGAACCACACGCUGUGCGAGCUACUCCAGCUCCGCCAGCCGCCGCCCAGCGCCCGCAGCCCCAUGGCCCCGCCGGCGCCCCCGGAGGAGGAGGGCCCCGGCCCGUCGGAGCCCGGCGGCGCCCCCCAGCGACAGGAGCCGGAGGCGGCGCAGGAGGAGGGGGUGCUGUGCGAUGUCUGCCCCGAGGGCGAGCGGGCCACGGCGGCCCAGUCCUGCCUGGUAUGCCUGGCCUCCUUCUGCCCGCCCCACCUGCAGCCCCACCUGCGGAGCCCGGCCUUCCAGGGCCACCGCCUGGUGCCCCCGCUGCGCCGCAUCGAGGACAGCCUAUGCAAGCUGCACCUCCGGCCGCUGGAGAGCUUCUGCCGCACCGACCAGGCCUGCAUCUGCCAGCUGUGCCAGGGCCAGGAGCACCGGAGCCACGAGGUGGUGGCGGUGGAGGUGGAGCGGGAGCACAAGGAGGCCCAGCGACCCAAAAUCCUGAGCUGCGUGGAGAACCAGCUGGACGAGCUGGGAGUCACCGUCGCGCAGACCAGAAAGACCGUGGAGCUCAUCAAAAGCGCCGCCCUGAAGGAGAAGGAAAAGGUCAGCAGGCUCUUUGAUGAAGCAUCCAGAGCUCUGGUGACCUUCCAGAAAGAGGUGACUGGCUUCAUCGAGGAUGGCGAGCGAUCCAUGCUGCUUGAGGCUGAAGCAGAUCUCCGGCAGAAGGAGGAGAAGCGUGCCAAGCUGGCUCAGUGCAGGCAGAACCUGGAGAGGGUUCCGAGCACGGAUACCAUUUACUUCCUACAGGAGUUCCAGACCUUAAAAAUAGCAGCUGAGGAAAAGAGUUCCCUAUGUCCAAGCUUCCAGAAGGAACUGAGCUUCACCAAGUCCAGCCAGGCUGUGUGUGCCGUGAAGGAGCUGCUGGUGACUGCAUGCAAGAACCAGUGGGACCAAUUGCUGGGGAAGGGGUAUGAAGAGUCUGGUUUCCAUGGGAUGCAAGAAGCAGUCGCUGAGCCCCAACCUUCGGACAAAUCAAACAAUCCAGCCUGCUUGGAGACAAGAGACUAUUUCCUGAAAUUUGCCUUCAUCAUCGAUUUGGACAGCGAUACCGCGGACAAGUUCCUCCAGAUGUUUGGAACCAAAGGGGCCAAACGAGUAUUGACCCCCAUCGGCUACCCCGAGAGCCCAACCAGGUUCAUCAACUGCGAGCAGGUGCUGGGCGAGAACCUGAUGAACCGAGGCAACUACUACUGGGAGGUGGAAAUCAUCGACGGCUGGGUGAGCAUCGGCGUCAUUGCCGAGGGCUUCAACCCGCGGGAGUCCUACGACAGAGGCCGCCUGGGGAGGAAUGAGAAAUCCUGCUGCCUGCAGUGGAAUGGACAGAACUACGUGGCCUGGUUUGGUGGCUUCGAAUCCGUUAUCCAGCAGCCCUUCUUUCACACGAUCGGGGUGUACCUGGAGUAUUCAGAAAAGGCACUGACCUUCUACGGGGUCAGGGACACCAAGAUGACGUGUCUCCAACAGCUCAAGGUUGCUCGCUUCAAAAAAGGCCAAUUUGACUCCUUCCAGAAUAAGAUCAACCACCAGUUCCCAUCGCUGUUUGCUUAUAACCUCAAACCAGCUUUUUUCCUUGAAAGCGUAGAUGCCCAUAUGCAGAUUGGGCCGUUGAAGAAAGAUUGUGUUUCAGUGUUAAAGCGGAGGUAACUUGCAGAGAAGACCCAGGAGUCUCUCUUGUAAUUGUUUACCAGCACCGUGGCUUAUAUAGUUUUCUGUCUGGAAUAGCCCUGCCAACCCACUCUAGCCCUGUGCUGUUUGUAACCCAGGAGUUAACAAACAGAAGUCGCCUCUUAGCGGAUAGAACCCUGGACUGGGACUCAGGAGACCUGGGUUCUGUUUCUGGCUCUGCCAUUGGGUGACCGUGGGUAAGUCACGUCACCGCUCUGUGCCUCAUUUUUCCCGUCUGUAAAAUGGGAGUAAUUAUACUAACCUGCUUUGUAAAGUGCUUUGAGAUCUACUGAGGAAAAGCAAUAGAUAAGAGCUAGCUAUUAUUAUUAUCUUUAAAAACCGGGCAUUUUAUGAUGGCCUAUCCCUGCCAGCCCUCCGUU
Chrysemys picta bellii (western painted turtle) is the source of this 2397-nucleotide messenger RNA. RefSeq names its product tripartite motif containing 47 (gene TRIM47). NCBI's taxonomy places the organism in Eukaryota, Metazoa, Chordata, Testudines, Emydidae. Gene Ontology annotation, molecular function: protein binding; zinc ion binding. The record is from RefSeq and is a predicted model, not a curated record.